Messenger RNA from Eucalyptus grandis, 894 nucleotides. Its product is annotated as DNA-(apurinic or apyrimidinic site) endonuclease, chloroplastic-like. Lineage: Eukaryota; Viridiplantae; Streptophyta; Magnoliopsida; Myrtales; Myrtaceae. The coding region runs from base 51 to 377 and encodes 108 amino acids. The transcript is spliced from 2 exons. Gene Ontology annotation, biological process: base-excision repair. The record is from RefSeq and is a predicted model, not a curated record. Gene Ontology annotation, molecular function: phosphoric diester hydrolase activity; double-stranded DNA 3'-5' DNA exonuclease activity; DNA-(apurinic or apyrimidinic site) endonuclease activity. Gene Ontology annotation, cellular component: nucleus.
CACAAUUCAGGCUGUUUGGCAUCCCGAAACAGAAGUUCUCAAUACGUCUAAUGUUUCUUAUUUCUGUCAUUAAUCUGAUUGUCAUGAGACUCCAGGGAAAUAAAAGAAGUGCUGGAUUUUCAAUUGAAGAAAGGGAAUCUUUUGAGACCAACUUCCUCUCGAGGGGCUUUGUUGAUACCUUUAGAAGACAGUAUCCUCAUGCUGUUGGUUAUACUUAUUGGGGUUAUCGGCAUGGUGGGAGGAAGACAAAUAAAGGGUGGUGGCUCGAUUAUUUUCUUGUUUCAGAAUCUAUAGCAGACAAAGUUCAUGACUCGUACAUCCUUCCUUAUAUCACCAGUAGUGAUCAUAGUCCUAUUGGCCUGAUUCUCAAGCUUUAGUUCUGUCAUCUCUUUUGGGAUUUUGGUGAAUGGAUCCUGCAAAGGUAGUCCGGCAGCAUCAUCCUAGAUGCUGUUUGCUGAAAAGUAUUGAGCUUUUAUUGUCAUUGUCAUUCAUGUUGAAGCCACUAGCAAGGGAAAGUUUUUUUGAUGAAAUUUGCUUAGCAAAGGGGGCAAAGAAAAGAAGGACGAGAUGAGGGGGCUGACUGUAUUUACUUUAUCUGGGCCCUGUGGAGUGAUCUGGGUUUUUCUAGAUUAUUUUACAUGGCAUCUUUUGGAGGAAGAGUUAUGAUGGAACAUUGAGAUCACUUUUGAAAAAAUCUGUGCAAGUUUUUGAACAUACAUUCUAAUGCCGAAGAUGAUGAUGUUCCCAUAAUUAGGUGCGAAAAUGUUGGCAAUGUUUUAGACAAAUGUAAUUAGCGAGUUUCAUUUAUUUAUGGAAUCCUCCAGCUGCUCAAGUGUAUUACUGUUUGCUUUGAUUCCUUGACAACUACGAAGGCUCCUAGAAUUUGUCUUUGCA